Molecule: messenger RNA, 2247 nt
Organism: Lachancea fermentati
Lineage: Eukaryota; Fungi; Ascomycota; Saccharomycetes; Saccharomycetales; Saccharomycetaceae
Source: the annotation of a GenBank genome assembly
AUGCUCUCGGCAACAUGCCGUAGGAGCAGUCAUCUGCAAGGCUUGUGCAACACGAACUUCGGUUUGAGGAAAACAUUGAACAAAACACAAAAGACAAUCGCUUUAAUAGCUGAUAUGAUCUACUCACGUGUAGCUGCGGGACCCCUCGCAGUUUUGGGAGUGUUUGUAUGGCUCAUAGCUACGGUAACCGCACUGGCGUCGAAAGACGAUUACAGCGUGUCGUCGGACCUCCUUCCAGGGCUAGCGAGCGUGGAGCGACGCGAACUGAUACCCGAAAUGCACGCUGGCCAAGUACCUCUCGAUGACAACGACGACGAACACACGAAACGGCUGUUUUUCUGGCGUUUCCAUGACGCUUCGGGCCGUGCCAGCACGCAGGCCAACAACACACUAAUGUUUUGGCUCAAUGGCGGGCCUGGUUGCUCGUCGAUGGAUGGAGCGUUGAUGGAGAGCGGACCUCUUCGUGUUGACAAAUCCGGUAAACUGUAUUUGAACGCCGGUGGGUGGCACACACGCAGCGACAUCGUGUUCGUGGAUCAGCCGGCAGGCACUGGCUUCUCGACUGUGGGCAGCGAUAAAGACUACGAUGACGAUUUGGAGCUCGUGGCAGACCACUUUUUGGAGUUUUUGCGCCGCUACUUUGACAUUUUUCCCGAUGACCGUGCCAAGAAUGUCGUGAUUGCAGGUGAGAGCUACGCGGGCCAGUAUAUCCCAAUUUUUGCUACCUCUGUUUUGAACUACAACCGGGAUGCGCAAAACCCGAUCCGUCUAAGCGGUCUGCUAAUCGGUAAUGGGUGGAUUGACCCUGACUCUCAAUCGCUUUCGUACGUGCCCUUCGCCCUUGAAAAAGGCAUUAUCAGCGAAACCAGCCCUCAACUAUCAUCGCUGCUGCGCCACCACGAAGAAUGCCAGAACCGUCUCAGCAGUGGCCCAAGUGAAGGGUUUUCCUAUCCUGAGUGUGAAGAUAUCCUCACCUACCUUUUGGAGGCCACUAGAAACGUCACCGAUUCCGACGGAAACGCUGUACCCCCUGAGCAGCAGUGUUUGAACAUUUAUGAUUACAGAUUGAGAGACACAUAUCCAUCAUGUGGUAUGAAUUGGCCGCAAGAUUUGCCAAACGUUUCGAAAUUUUUUGGAACUGACGGUGUCCUUGAGGCUCUUCAUUUAGAUCCCGAGCGUGUUCCACGUUGGAGAGAAUGUGAUUCACAGGUAUCUCGGCACUUGAAUAAUCCGCAUUCCAAACCAUCUGUUCAUUUAUUGCCCUCAUUGCUUGAGUCGGGACUGCAAAUAAUUCUGUUUAAUGGUGAUCAGGACAUUAUCUGUAACAAUAUGGGAGUUGAGAAAUUAAUUGAUGACCUUUCAUGGGGAGGACAAAAGGGAUUUAGCGAUGCCAUGCAGUAUUACAACUGGGUUUACAACGAUACGUCGCUUAAUCAAAACACUCCAGCCGGGUUUGUGAAAUACGAUAGAAAUUUGACAUUUAUUAGCGUUUACAAUGCUUCUCACAUGGUUCCAUUCGAUAAUGCACUUGUCAGCCGGGGAAUCGUUGAUAUAUUCCUAAAUGACGUUAUACUAGUCGAGAGUGGUGACGGAGACACAUUGGUGAGUAAAGAUAUCUUCUCAGAGGGCGAGGACGAUGAAUCAACAAGCCUAAGCACAACCUGCACUGAUGAGAAUGGGAAUAUCAUUCCUUGCACAGAGAAAGAAAGUGAAGACGCCAAGGAGAUUAAUAAUAGUGAUGAAGGCAAAGAACAAGAUAAGGAAGAGAAGGAAGACGAUGAGGAAGACGAGAAUGAGGACGAGGAUGAGGACGAUGAAGAUGAAGAAGACGAAGAUAAAGAUGAAGAUGAAGACGAAGAUGAAGAUGAAGAUGAAGAUGAAGAUGAAGAUGAAGAUGAAGAUGAAGAUGACAAGCAUGGGCACAAAAGUGGCAAAGAAUCUGACAGAAAUGAACGAGCCAAGCGUAAAUUUACUUUGGUGGUGGUCUAUCUUCUCAUCUUCUGCAUCGUCGGACUCUUGGCGUAUAUUGGCAUUCGUGAAUAUUUCAGGCCAAGAAUCCGCGCAAUCCUUGUUGAUCCGAAUAACAGACCUGAUUCUAGCAGGAAAACAGUUUCAUGGGCUGAUGACUUGGAACAGGGCGGAGCUGAUUUGGAUGACUUUGGUCUCAAUGCUAAAAAGAAAGGCGCUUAUACAAGCGUUCCAAAUGAGGACACCAGCGGUGACUCAUUUGAGCUAGAAGAUUAUUGA